Molecule: messenger RNA, 1320 nt
Organism: Lepus europaeus (European hare)
Lineage: Eukaryota; Metazoa; Chordata; Mammalia; Lagomorpha; Leporidae
Product: 2',3'-cyclic-nucleotide 3'-phosphodiesterase-like
Exons: 1
Coding region: 20-1210 (396 amino acids)
Biological process (GO): cyclic nucleotide catabolic process
Cellular component (GO): cytoplasm; membrane
Molecular function (GO): 2',3'-cyclic-nucleotide 3'-phosphodiesterase activity
Source: RefSeq, a predicted model, not a curated record
CAAGAGCUUCUUCCGCAAGAUGUCGUCGUCCGGGGCCAAGGACAAGCCCGAGCUGCAGUUCCCGUUCCUGCAGGACGAGGAGACGGUGGCCGCGCUGACGCUGUUCAUCCUGCGUGGCCUGCCCGGCAGCGGCAAGUCCACGCUGGCCCGGCUCAUCGUGGACAAGUACCGGGACGGCACCAAGAUGGUGUCUGCCGACGCCUACAAGAUCACGCCCGGCACGCGGGGGACCUUCCCUGACGAGUACAAGCAGCUGGACGACGACCUGGCCGCCUACUGCCGUCGCGACGUGCGCGUACUCGUGCUGGACGACACCAACCACGAGCGGGAGCGGCUGGAGCAGCUCUUCGAGAUGGCUGACCAGUACCAGUACCAGGUGGUGCUGGUGGAGCGCAAGACGGCGUGGCGGCUGGACUGCGCCCAGCUCAAGGAGAAGAGCCAGUGGCAGCUGUCCGCCGACGAGCUGAAGAAGCUGAAGCCCGGCUUGGAGAAGGACUUCCUGCCGCUCUACUUCGGCUGGUUCCUGACCAAGAAGAGUUCCGAGAGUCUCCGCAAGGCGGGCCAGGUCUUCCUGGAGGAGCUGGGCAGCCACAAGGCCUUCAGGAAGGAGCUGCGGCACUUCAUCUCUGGGGAUGAGCCCAAGGAGAAGAUCGAACUGGUCACCUACUUUGGGAAGAGACCCCCAGGUGUGCUGCACUGCACCACCAAGUUCUGUGACUACGGGAAGGCCGCGGGGGCUGACGAGUACGCCCAGCAGGAGGUGGUGAAAAAAUCUUACUGCAAAGCCUUCACGCUGACCAUCUCUGCCCUGUUUGUGACACCCAAGACCACUGGGGCCCGGGUGGAGCUGAGCGAGCAGCAGCUGCUGUUGUGGCCGAGUGACGUGGACAAGGCGGCACCCUCCGACAGCCUGCCGCGGGGAAGCCGCGCUCACAUCACCCUGGGCUGCGCGGCCGACGUGGAGGCCGUGCAGACGGGCAUUGACCUCUUGGAGAUUGUGCGGCAGGAGAAGGGGGGCAGCCGCGGCGAGGAGGUGGGUGAGCUCACCCGGGGCAAGCUCUACUCCCUGGGCAGUGGGCGCUGGGUGCUGAGCCUGGCCAAGAAGAUGGAAGUCAGGGCCAUCUUCACGGGCUACUACGGGAAGGGCAAGCCUGUGCCCACGCACGGCAGCCGCAAGGGGGGCAGCUUGCAGGCCUGCACCGUCCUCUGAGCCUUCUCCCUGCACCUUGCCCUUCACUCUCUACAAGGGAAGGGGAGGAGAGGGAACCAUGCCUUCCCCCAACUUUAUUUUAAGAUUCCUACCCCCCCCCCCUUUUUUUU